CCACAUAACACAGUAGCCUGUUAGUGUCACUCAGGGGGAGAAAAAAAAUAUUCAACAGGGGGUCUAGACAGUUGAGCCUAUACUAGCAAGACCUCUGAAAAUAAAGAGAGACACAAAAAGCGAGGGAGAGAGGGAGAGACACAGACACACAGAAAACAAGAGAGGAUGAAGCAGCCCCUGAUCUGUCUAGCGCUAGCACUGUCCCUGCUGGAGGUGUGUCUGUGCGCCCCGCCCAGGGAAAACUACCACCUCACUGGCGAGACAGACUGGGAGAACAUUGACCUCAACAACUAUGGGGACCUGUAUGACUACGAGGACCUGGAGAGCGUGGUGGGAGAGAGAGAGAGAAUUGAAGUUGGGACAGUAGCACCACCUCCCAAAGUCACACCGGCCAGUCAGAACGUGCCACCGCCUGAAACUCCACCUCCAGACCUGGAAGAGGAGGUGCCUCUUCGCCCUCGAUCCACGACCCCACCCCCCAGACUGGACUUUGCCGGACCAGGACUGUUCGGACCACAGACUGGACUGGGCUUGCCAACCUGCCUGCUGUGUGUGUGUCUCAGCACUUCUGUUUACUGCGACGAUGUGGACCUUGAGUACGUUCCUCCGCUGCCCAAAGACACCACCUACUUCUACGCCCGAUUCAAUAAGAUCACGCGAGUCGGUGACAACGACUUUCUCAACCUAAACAAGCUGAAGCGCAUUGACCUGACUGGAAACCACAUCACAGAGCUGGACGAGGAUGCCUUCCUGAAGCUGCCCGCACUGCAGGAGCUCCUGCUUGCAGAGAACAAGAUCCGGUCGCUGCCAGAGCUGCCAGUCACCAUGCGAUACAUCGACGCCCGCAACAACCAGCUCCUCAGCGCAGGCAUCCGUCCGGAGGCCUUCAAGGGUUUGACGCAGUUAGAGUUCUUGUACCUAUCUUAUAACCGGCUUGACUUCAUUCCUAUACCGCUUCCUGAGAGUCUUCGAAGUUUUCAUAUUCAGCACAACAACAUCCAGACGAUGCACAGAGACACGUUCUGCAACCGCCACGACACCACUCACCAGCGGAAGGCGCUGGAGGACAUCCGCCUGGAUGGCAAUCCCAUCAACCUCAGCCACUUCCCUCAAGCGUACUUCUGCCUGCCGCGCCUCCCCACAGGGAGAAUGCAGUGAGCCCCUCAAACGAGUCUGCACCCCAAUCUAACCACUCAGCUCUCCGGCCCGUCUCCAUACAACCCCAACGUCCACUCUCACAACCGCACAGCCCCUAGAACAAACCACAACACUCUGUAGAAAAUAGUGUGUUAUAAUCUUUUCAACUGUGUUUGAGUAGAAUCAAAUAAACUUCUGUACAAGCUU
Molecule: messenger RNA, 1344 nt
Organism: Polyodon spathula (Mississippi paddlefish)
Lineage: Eukaryota; Metazoa; Chordata; Actinopteri; Acipenseriformes; Polyodontidae
Product: epiphycan-like
Exons: 7
Coding region: 166-1158 (330 amino acids)
Molecular function (GO): protein binding
Source: RefSeq, a predicted model, not a curated record